Messenger RNA from Coregonus sp. 'balchen', 18922 nucleotides. The record is from the annotation of a GenBank genome assembly. NCBI's taxonomy places the organism in Eukaryota, Metazoa, Chordata, Actinopteri, Salmoniformes, Salmonidae.
AUGUACUGUGCAGCAAGGUGUGUGUGUGCAUGCGUGUGUGUAGAGCCCAAACACAACAGUUAAUUAGCUGUCUUUGGAGUUGGGACAUUUGUUCGCCUAUAAUUUAUCUUACUGGGAAGUCUUGUAAUAUUUUGCUCUGCGGUUAAUGCUCAGGUCCUUGGCAUGCCAAAUUUGAUGAGUUAGAUUCAUUGAAGCUAAAAUCAUUAGUAAAUCUCAAGUAAGUGAGUUCUAGAAUGUUAUGUACCGAAAUUAAGACUAUGGUGCACGGAAACGUGCAGAAAUACAGGGAACAUACAGUAUAGUCGCCCAAUAAAGUCAUUUAACACAGUGAAAGUGAGUGCAGCCAGAAAUGUAUGCAAAACCAUUCAGCAGGCAAGCCAAAAUGCACACGUGCUGAUUAUACAGACCCAGACUGUGAUUUCUCAUACUUUUUGGCUGCUUCUCCUCCUUGCAGCUCCUGUAAUAAGACGUGCAAAAUCAAAUGAACAAAUACGUGAUAUGACUUUAUUUGAGGGUAAACUGCUCAUAAACCAUUUCAUUUAUUAGCCAUUAAUUAACUCUUUGUUCAUGUACUUAUUAACAUAUACAAUUUUUUUAUUUUAUUUUUUUAUUUAACCUUUAUUUAACCAGGUAAGCCAGUUGAGAACAAGUUCUCAUUUACAACUGCGACCUGGCCAAGAUAAAGCAAAGCAGUGCGAUAAAAACAACAACACAGAGUUACAUAUGGGGUAAACAAAACAUAAGGUCAUAAAAUACAACAGAAAAUAUAUAUACAGUGUGUGCAAAUGUAGCAAGUUAUGGAGGUAAGGCAAUAAAUAGGCUAUAGUGCAAAAUAAUUACAAUUAAUAUUAACACUGGAAUGCUAGAUGUGCAAGAGAUGAUGUGCAAAUAGAGAUACUGGGGUGCAAAAGAGCAAAAAUAAAUAACAAUAUAGGGAUGAGGUAGUUGGGUGGGCUAAUUUCAGAUGGGCUGUGUACAUGUGCAGUGAUCGGUAAGGUGCUCUGACAACUGAUGCUUAAAGUUAGUGAGGGAGAUAAGAGUCUCCAGCUUCAGAGAUUUUUGCAAUUCGUUCCAGUCAUUGGCAGCAGAGAACUGGAAGGAAUGGCGGCCAAAGGAGGUGUUGGCUUUGGGAAUGACCAGUGAGAUAUACCUGCUGGAGCGCAGACUACGGGUGGGUGCUGCUAUGGUGACCAAUGAGCUAAAAUAAGGCGGGGAUUUGCCUAGCAGUGAUUUAUAGAUGGCCUGGAGCCAGUGGGUUUGACGGCGAACAUGUAGUGAGGACCAGCCAACAAGAGCGUACAGGUCACAGUGGUGGGUAGUGUAUGGGGCUUUGGAGACAAAACGGAUGGCACUGUGAUAGACUACAUCCAAUUUGCUGAGUAGAGUGUUGGAGGCUAUUUUGUAAAUGACAUCGCCGAAGUCAAGGAUCGGUAGGAUAGUCAGUUUUACGAGGGCAUGUUUGGCAGCAUGAGUGAAGGAGGCUUUGUUGCGAAAUAGGAAGCCGAUUCUAGAUUUAACUUUGGAUUGGAGAUUCUUAAUGUGAGUCUGGAAGGAGAGUUUACAGUCUAACCAGACACCUAGGUAUUUGUAGUUGUCCACAUACUCUAGGUCAGACCCGUCGAGAGUGGUGAUUCUAGUCGGGUGGGCAAAUCAUGAACAACAGGCCUUAUACAUGUAUUUACUUGAUUUACUAGUAAACAAACAAUAUAAUAAUGUUUAUGAUUAGUUUAUAAGCAGAUCUUCAAAUUAAGCGCUACAAAUACAUUAAGGGCAUGCACAAUUCUUAAUAAUGUACUGUAUAAUCCAUUCAUCAUAAAAUAAAUAGUCAGCCCAUUAAUUAUGUUCUUUGAGCCUAUACUCUCUCCUGGCCCCAUUCCACAUGCGAGGGUCACGUCCUCUCUAAUGUCUGAUUAGGAACAAUGGAGACACAGCACAAAUGCACACCAGACAGGCUGAACCAGAAACUGUGUCCCAGGAGACUGGUUUUUCAACCUCAGAAGGCAGGGAGUGUCCUAAUACAACAGGCCUAUAGUUUCACCUCAGUACCCCUCACUACCUCCCCCCACUUCCCCUCCCCCCCCCUGCCUGCGGCCUAACGUCUAAUGCCACAGGAAAGGCAGGACAUGGGAAAUAAACAAAGUCCCACUUACGGCUGGGCGAUAUAUUUAAUUUAUGUUUUUGCGCGAUAUUCCAAAUACCUGUAUCGCAAUAAUCAAGGUUUUAUUAUUUUUUGUUUUUAUGAGCAUUUAUGUCCGCUUGUUCUCAUGUUGUAUUUUUGGCCCUGUCUCCUUUGCUCCUUCUGUGCUGUGUGCGCCUUACCAUUUACACCAGAGAUCUGUAUAUAAUGACGAGAUAUACAGUACCAGUCAAAAGUUUGGACACACCUACUCAUUCAAAGGUUUGUCUUUAUUUUUUACUAUUUUCUACAUUGUACAAUAAUAGUGAAGACAGCACAACUAUGAAAUAACACAUAAGGAAUCAUUUAGUAACCAAAAAAGUGUUAAACAAAUCAAAAUAUAUUUUAUAUUUGAGAUUCUUAAAAUAGCCACUCUUUGCCUUGAAGACAGCUUUACACACUCUUGGCAUUCUCUCAACCAGCUUCACCUGGAAUGCUUUUCCAACAGUCUUGAAGGAGUUCCCACAAUGCUGAGCACUUGUUGGCUGCUUUUCCUUAACUCUGCCAUCUGACUCAUCCCAAACCAUCUCAAUUGGGUUGAGGUCGAGGCAUUGUGGAGGCCAGAUCAUCUGAUGCAGCACUCCAUCACUCUCCUUCUUGGUAAAAAAAAAGCCCUUACACAGCCUGGAGCUGUGUUGGGUCAUUGUCCUGUUGAAAAACAAAUGAUAGUCCCACUAAGCCCAAACCAGAUGGGAUGGCGUAUUGCUGCAGAAUACUGUGGUAGCCAUGCUGGUUAAGUGUGCCUUGAAUUCUAAAUAAAUCACAGACAGUGUCACCAGCAAAGCAACCCCACACCAUAACGCCUCCUCCUCCAUGCUUUACGGUGGGAACUACACAUGCGGAGAUCAUCCGUUCACCCACACCGUGUCUCACAAAGACACAGCGGUUGGAACCAAAAAUCUCCAAUUUGGACUCCAGACCAAAGGACACAUUUCCACCAGUCUAAUGUCCAUUGCUCAUGUUUCUUGGCCCAAGCAGGUCUCUUCUUAUUAUUGGUGUCCUUUAGUAGUAUUUUCAUUGCAGCAAUUCGACCAUGAAGGCCUGAUUCACACAGUCCCCUCUGAACAGUUGUUGUUGAGAUGUGUCUGUGACUUGAACUCUGUGAAGCAUUUAUUUGGGCUGCAAUUUCUGAGGCUGGGGACUCUAAUGAACUUAUCGUCUGCAGCAGAGGUAACUCUGGGUCUUCCAUUGCUGUGGCGGUCUUCGUGAGAGCCAGUUUCAUCAUAGCGCUUGAUGGUUUUUGCGACUGCAUUUGAAGUAACUUUCAAAGUUCUUGAAAUUGCCUCUUUGCAUAUUAGAGCUGUUAUUUUUAUUCAUUUAUUUUAUUUUAUUUUUUCUUGAUUUUUUUUUGGAGCUGUUCUUGCCAUAAUAUGGACUUGGUAUUUGACCAAAUAGGGCUAUCUUCUCUAUACCCAACUACCCUGUCACAACACAACUGAUUGGCUCAAACGCAUUAAGGAAAGAAAUUCCACAAAUUAACUUUUAAGAAGGCACACCUGUUAAUUGAAAUGCAUUCCAGGUGACUACCUCAUGAAGCUGGUUGAGAGAAUGCCAAGAGUGUGCAAAGCUGUCAUCAAGGCAACAAAGGGUGGCUAUUUGAAGAAUCUCAAAUAUAACAUAUAUUUUGAUUUGUUUAACACUUUUUUGAAUACUAUAUGAUUCCAUAUGUGUUAUUUCAUAGUUUUGAUGUCUUCACUAUUAUUCUACAAUGUAGAAAAUAGUAAAAAUAAAGAAAAAUCAUUGAAUGAGUAGGUGUGUCCAAACUUUUGACUGGUAGUGUACGUCUCCACCCUAACAAUGUGAGUCGUUGUUCCAAAGGUGGGAAGGCAGGCGACAAGCUUAGGUCCAAAAUAAGCCCAUAGAAAUGCAUUGGCCUUAUUUUGGACAGAUCUUAGCGAGAGUGAAACCUCUCGCUUCGCGUCUUUCUCUAUUUUAUGGUUUACACACACGCCAAGCCUCUCCCCCUGCCUCUCACGCCAACAUCUUCCUCUCUGACAAGCGGUUUCAACUCGCUAUUUAUAUUUUGAGACGUUAUUUUACUGUAAUAGAGGAGAAGUUAACUUUUCUAACGAUACACUUUUUAUGUCUCAACUACUCAAAUUGCACGCGGCGCAGACACUACUAAAAUGAGAGUGUCAAUGAACAUUAAUUCUGGAAAAAUGAAUGAGCCAGUUUGUCGCGCACGGCACUGGGGUACCACGUACCGCUAGAAGCAUUUAAGCCAAAUACUUUUAUACUAGCUGUCUAGUCUGUGUUUUAUAAAUGUGCAAUAAGCAUAAAACACAAUUACAUAAGGAAUUGGCAACUUGUUCUCAUUCUGAGAAAUAAGGUAGGCCACUUGAUUUUAACAUCUGAACAAAGUGGACAGGCUAACAUGCUUUUCAAACAGUUGGAGAUCAAAAGAAGGGUGUAAAGUGUUGGUCCCAUGUUUCAUGAGCUGAAAAAAAAAAUCCCAGAAAUGUUCCAUACACACAAAAAGCUUAUUUCUCUCAAAUGUUGUGCACAAAUGAGUUUAUAUUGCUGCUAGUGAGCAUUUCUACUUUGCCAAGAUAAUCCAUCCACCUGACAGGUGUGGCAAAUCAAGAAGCUGAUUAAACAGAAUGCUCAUUACACAGGUGCACUUUAUGUUGUUGCGUUUAUAUUUUUGUUCAGUAUAGAUCGAAGUAGGCUACAUUUGAAAUAAAGAUUAGCUGGCUAAUCACUAGCACGUGGGUUUAAGAGAUUGUUGAUGAGACCUGUGUUAAUUUUCUAUAGCCUAAUGCCUGCUACAAGAAGUUAGUAAUUAUUAGUGAAUGUGCAUUAUGCAUGGUUCUAGUUAAAUUUGUAACAGAAAAGUGACAGAUCAGUGAUUAUUGAAAAAAAAGCAGGUUAAACUAUUUUGAUAAUAUAAUUAAAUUAUUAGUGGGUCUUAUGGUUGUGGAAGGCUUAUAUUUAACCUAGGUAUAACUUCACAAGCCCUGAAUUCAUUAGAUAAUUGCUGACUGUUUGAAAUGCAGUGUAUUUGACCUUUAAUUGUUCUAUUUUUGUUUCAUCAGACCAGAGGACAUUUCUCCAAAAAGUACGAUCUUUGUCCCCAUGUGCAGUUGCAAACCAUAGUCUGGCUUUUUUAUGGCGGUUUUGGAGCAAUGGCUUCUUCCUUGCUGAGUGGCCUGUCAGGUUAUGUCGAUAUAGGACUCGUUUUACUGUGGAUAUAGAUACUUUUGUACCUGUUUCCUCCAGCAUCUUCACAAGGUCCUUUGCUGUUGUUCUGGGAUUGAUUUGCACUUUUCGCACCAAAGUACGUUAAUCUCUAGGAGACAGAACGCAUCUCCUUCCUGAGCGGUAUGACGGCUGCGUGGUCCCAUGUUGUUUAUACUUGCGUACUAUUGUUUAUACAGAUGAACGUGGUACCUUCAGGUAUUUGGAAAUUGCUCCCAAGGAUGAACCAGACUUGUGGAGGUCUAUCAUUUCUUUUCUGAGGUCUUGGCUGAUUUCUUUUGAUUUUCCCAUGAUGUCAAGCAAAGAGGCACUGAGUUUGAAGGUAGGCCUUGAAAUACAUCCACAGGUACACCUCCAACUGACUCAAAUGAUGUCAAUUAGCCUAUCAGAAGAUUCUAAAGCCAUGACAUCAUUUUCUGGAAUUUUCCAAGCUGUUUAAAGGCACAGUCAACUUAGUGUUUGUAAACUUCUGACCCACUGGAAUUGUGAUACAGUGAAUUAUAAGUAAAAUAAUCUGUCUGUAAACAAUUGUUGGAAAAAUUACUUGUGUCAUGAACAAAGUAGAUGUCCUAACCGACUUGCCAAAACUAUAGUUUGUUAACAAGAAAUUUGUGGAGUGGUUGAAAAACUAGUUUUAAUGACUCCAACCUAAGUGUAUGUAAACUUCCGACUUCAACUGUACCCACAUGGGUGAUUGAAAGAUGAGCUGAGGUCCACACUCCAGUCCAGUUGGUGGUGGUAAUGCACCUUAAAGUUGGUUGCCAACCGCCAUAUAAAGUCCAAAGAAGAAGAAGAAGACUGAAGGAGGAGAGAUUACUAGAAACGAACUCGGUUUACCCUUUUAUCUGUGGAUCAAUUGUCGGAAUAGAGGACCUUGUGCGUUUCAGGUAAAAUAACAACCCACUGUUUAUAUCCCAGGACAAAUUAGCUAGCAACAGCAAGCUAGCUAGCUAAAUUGCCAUGAGUGUUUAAUUAUUUUUGACCUGUCCCCAAAUUAAUAUAGUUGGUUCAGAGUUCGUUUUGAUAUUUCAACCUGCGUGGCCUGAUCGCGUCUGGUGUGGAUGGACAAAAUCAACAUGCGCGCGAUGGCGCACGCGGAGGGUCUAGUCAGCAUGUUACAAGUGAUGAUGCAGUCAGUCCUGCCAGAGAGGAUGAGGCGACUCGAGAGGAUAUACUCCGUCCAAAAUCUGUCUGCGUGAGAUAAGCACGCAUUAGGUGUGCCUGUUGUUCACAUGCGUAUGUUCCCUCAUUGGCUAGAAUGGUCCCACCUGAUCUUGCCUCCUCCUGCCUGCCUUCCCUCUUUGAGGGGUCCUUGCUAUCCGUGAUCUUUGGGACAUCCCUACCCCCAUUGAAGUUGACAUUUUAAACGAUUCUGGUUAGGGUUAGGUAAGAGUUAUGGUUAUGGUUAAGGUUAGGGUAGGGUAGGGGUUAAGGUUAGCACAUCUUUGGGAAAUAUAUUUCCAUUGUUAGUGUGGUCACUCGGGUAUCUUGUCAAUAUAAUAGAUAAUCUUUGGCCCUACAUACAAUAGAAUAUAAGAUGUAACUGUUGUUCGCCAUUGUUGUUGUCCAUAGUCAAGUUAAUUGGUGCAUUGGUGGUGGUGUCGCUCUUUAGUACCCUUGCAGGUGCAAUGGAGUUUAUAACAAUGCUAAUUUCUGUUGACGAACCCUUGUCAGAGUUAGCACUUCUCGCUUCAAAAAAGUGAGACACUGGGUUCGGUUUUAAUUGACAGGCUUCUGUUUACCAGAUAUGACAUAGAAAUGGUAAAAUAGUCAUUUCAUGAUGAUUACCAAAUAAUUACUCUUUGGGAUUCAUUACCCACCAUUUAGUAGUAGGUAGUAGAAUUCUGUCAAGUAACGUUAGGUAGCAAUGGUAUCGUAUCCCUUAUGAUUUUAUAGUAAAGAUUGGGCAAACACCAUUACCAGGACUGUAAAGUAAACCAAUAGCCUACCAAGUUCUGCAAGUAGCGUUAUAAGCAGUUAGCGGGAGCUUCUUCGUUUCAAAGCCCUAUGAAUUGGCCAGCCGGUGCUGGAGUCUGGUGUAACUAACUGUACGGUGGGUGUAUGUCUGGAGAGUUCUGUGGAUGAGAAUGAUGGAUGAGGAGUCGGAUGACAGGCCUGGCCUGAUUUUUCGGGGCUACUCUUACUCCCCUCUGCCUCUCGUAAUCUCUCUCCAACACUCGUACCGUGCCUCAGAGGGACGAGGUAGACCUCCCGCAGUGCAGGGCGCUCAUGUGCUCUAAUGUUCCCCAGCUGGAAUUGACGCAGCCGUGACAUGCAGUGACACAGGCGGGGUGUCAGAUAGCCGACCUACUGACAGGCUGACAUUAAUCACGCUUACUUACCAGGCAGCAUGUUAAGUAACACGCCUCCUUUUCUUUCAUGAAACAUUUAGCCUGGAAUGUGGGCUUUUGAACAGAUAAUCAGGUGUGUUUCAGAGAAACAUGAUAUUUGCUCCUGCGGGUUUGUCUUCAUGUCUUCAUGUCUGUCUGUCAGUCUGGCCCCCAGCCUAAUGCGGUUCUGUACACAAAAGCUCUUGGAUUGAGUUUUAGUGAGGUCCGGGUAGCAGGGCGGCGUUUGGGGUGUAGGGAUUCUUCUAUACAAUUUAAAAAUUCUAAAUGCUAUUUGGAGAACAGCAAAAACAAGCAAAAAUGACCGCAGUCAUUAUCACAUUGGUUGCUGUAGCUUCAUUCACCUCAGUCGAUCUACAAACACAUAGCCUUUUAGAUAUAAACUCAGCAAAAAAAGAAACGUCCUCUCACUGUCAACUGCGUUUAUUUUCAGCAAACUUAACAUAAAUAUUUGUAUGAACAUAACAACAUUCAACAACUGAGACAUAAACUGAACAAGUUCCACAGACAUGUGACUAACAGAAAUUGAAUAAUGUGUCCCUGAACAAAGGGGGGUCAAAAUCAAAAGUAUCAGUCAGUAUCUGGUGUGGCCACCAGCUGCAUUAAGUAUCGCAGUGCAUCUCCUCCUCAUGGACUGCAACAGAUUUGCCAGUUCUUGCUGUGAGAUGUUACCCCACUCUUCCACCAAGGCACCUGCAAGUUCCCAGACAUUUCUGGGGGGAAUGGCCCUAGCCCUAGCCCUCACCCUCCGAUCCAACAGGUCCCAGACAUUCUCAAUGGGAUUGAGAUCCGGGCUCUUCGCUGGCCAUGGCAGAACACUGACAUUCCUGUCUUGCAGGAAAUCACGCAUGGAACCAGCAAUAUGGCUGGUGGCAUUGUCAUGCUGGAGGGUCAUGUCAAGAUGAGCCUGCAGGAAGGGUACCACAUGAGGUAGGAGGAUGUCUUCCCUGUAACGCACAGCGUUGAGAUUGCCUGCAAUGACAACAAGCUCAGUCCGAUGAUGCUGUGACACACCACCCCAGACCAUGACUGACCCUCCACCGCCAAAUCGAUCCCGCUCCAGAGUACAGGCCUUGGUGUAACGCUCAUUCCUUCAACGAUAAACGCGAAUCCGACCAUCACCCCUGAAAUCGCGACUCGUCAGUGAAGAGCACUUUUUGCCAGUCCUGUCUGGUCCAGCGACAGUGGGUUUAUGCCCAUAGGCGACGUUGUUGCCGGUGAUGUCUGGUGAGGACCUGCCUUACAACAGCCCACAAGCCCUCAGCCCAGCCUCUCUCAGCCUAUUGCGGACAGUCUGAGCACUGAUGGAGGGAUUGUGCGUUCCUGGUUUAACUCGGGCAGUUGUUGUUGCCAUCCUGUAGCUGUCCCGCAGGUGUGAUGUUCGGAUGUACCGAUCCUGUGCAGGUGUUGUUACACGUGGUCUGCCACUGCGAGGACGAUCAGCUGUCCGUCCUGUCUCCCUGUAGCGCUGUCUUAGGCGUCUCACAGUACAGACAUUGCAAUUUAUUGCCCUGGCCACAUCUGCAGUCCUCAUGCCUCCUUGCAGAAUGCCUAAGGCACGUUCACACAGAUGAGCAGGGACCCUGGGCAUCUUUCUUUUGAUGUUUUUCAGAGUCAGUAGAAAGGCCGCUUUAGUGUCCUAAGUUUUCAUAACUGUGACCUUAAUUGCCUACCUUCUGUAAGCUGUUAGUGUCUUAACGACCGUUCCACAGGUGCAUGUUCAUUAAUUGUUUAUGGUUCAUUGAACAAGCAUGGGAAACAGUGUUUAAACCCUUUACAAUUAAGAUCUUUGAAGUUAUUUCGAUUUUUACGAAUGAUUACUUUAUCCUAUCCCAGGUAUCCUUAAAGAGGUGGGGUUUCAAAUGUCUCCGGAAGGUGGUGAGUGACUCCGCUGUCCUGGCGUCGUGAGGGAGCUUGUUCCACCAUUGGGGUGCCAGAGCAGCGAACAGUUUUGACUGAGCUGAGCGGGAACUGUGUUUCCGCAGAGGUAGGGGAGCCAGCAGGCCAGAGGUGGAUGAACGCAAUGCCCUCGUUUUGGGUGUAGGGACUGAUCAGAGCCUGAAGGUACGGAGGUGCCGUUCCCCUCACAGCUCCGUAGGCAAGCACCAUGGUCUUGUAGCAGAUGCAAGCUUCAACUGGAAGCCAGUGGAGUGUGCGGAGGAGCGGGGUGACGUGAGAGAACUUGGGAAGGUUGAACACCAGACGGGCUGCGGCAUUCACAGAUGGAUGAGUUGUAGGGGUUUAAUGGCACAGGCAGGGAGCCCAGCCAACAGCGAGUUGCAGUAAUCCAGACGGGAGAUGACAAGUGCCUGGAUUAGGACCUGUGCCGCUUCCUGUGUAAGGCAGGGUCGUACUCUCCGAAUGUUGUAGAGCAUGAACCUACAGGAUGGGGUCACUGCCUUGAUGUUAGCGGAGAACGACAGGGUGUUGUCCAGGGUCACGCCAAGGCUCUUCGCACUCUGGGAGGAGGACACAACGGAGUUGUCAACCGUGAUGGCGAGAUCAUGGAACGGGCAAUCCUUCCCCGGGAGGAAGAGCAGCUCCGUCUUGCCAAGGUUCAGCUUGAGGUGGUGAUCCGUCAUCCAUACUGAUAUGUCUGCCAGACAUGCAGAGAUGCGAUUCGCCACCUGGUUAUCAGAAGGGGGAAAGGAGAAGAUUAGUUGUGUGUCGUCUGCGUAGCAAUGAUAGGAGAGGCCAUGUGAGGACAUGACAGAGCCAAGUGACUUGGUGUAUAGCGAGAAUAGGAGAGGGCCUAGAACUGAGCCCUGGGGGACACCAGUGGUGAGAGCACGUGGUGCGGAGACAGCUUCUCGCCACGCCACUUGGUAGGAGCGACCGGUCAGGUAGGACGCAAUCCAAGAGUGAGCCGCGUCGGAGAUGCCCAGCUCGGAGAGGGUGGAGAGGAGGAUCUGAUGGUUCACAGUAUCAAAGGCAGCAGACAGGUCUAGAAGGACAAGAGCAGAGGAGAGAGAGUUAGCUUUAGCAGUGCUGCUAUAACAGCCUCCACUCUUCUGGGAAAUAUUUCCACUAGAUGUUGGAACAUUGCUGCAGGGACUUGCUUCCAUUCAGCCACAAGAGCGUUAGUGAGGUCGGGCACUGAUGUUGGGUGAUUAAGCCUGGCUCGCAGUCAGCAUUCCAAUUCAUCCCAAAGAUGUUUGAUGGGGUUGAGGUCAGGGCUCUGUGCAGAGCAGUCAAGCUCUUCCACACCGAUUUCGACAAACCAUUUCUGUAUGUACCUCGCUUUGUGCACAGGGGCAUUGUCAUGCUGAAACAGGAAAGGGCCUUCCCCAAACUGUUACCACAAAGUUGGAAGCACAGAAUCAUCUAGAAUGUAAUUGUAUGCUGUAGCGUUAAGAUUUCCCUUCACUGGAACUAAGGGGCCUAGCCCCAAACCAUGAAAAACAGCCCCAGACCAUUAUUCCUCCUCCACCAAACUUUACAGUUGGCACUAUGCAUUCGGGCAGGUAGCGUUCUCCUGGCUUCCGCCAAACCCAGAUUAGUCUGACGAACUGCCAGAUGGUAAAGCGUGAUUCAUCACUCCAGAGAACGGGUUUCCACUGCUCCAGAGUCCAAUGGCGGCGAGUUUUACACCACUCCAGCUAAUGCUUGGUAUUGCGCAUGGUGAGCUUAGGCUUGUGUGCUGCUCGGUCAUGGAAACCCAUUUCAUGAAGCUCCUGACAAACAGUUAUUGUGCUGACAUUGCUUCCAGAGGCAGUUUGGAUCUCGAUAGUGAGUGUUGCAACCGAGGAUAGACGAUUUUUACUCUCUACGCGCUUCAGCACUCGGUGGUCCCGUUCUGUGACCUACCACUUCGCGGCUGAGCCGUUGUUGCUCCUAGACGUUUCCACUUCACAAUAAAAGCACUUACCGUUGCCCGGGGCAACUCUAGCAGGGCAGAAAUUUACAAACUGACUUGUUGGAAAGGAGGCAUCCUAUGACGGUGCCACGUUGAAAGUCACUGAGCUCUUCAGUAAGGGCAUUCUACUGCCAAUGUUUGUCUAUGGAGAUUGCAUGGCUGUGUGCUCGAUUUUAUACGCCUGUCAGCAAUGGGUGUGGCUGAAAUAGACAAAUCCAUUAAUUUGAAGGCGUGUCCACAUACUUUUGUAUAUAUAGUAUGUAUAUAUAUAUAUUUUUUUGUGUGUGUAUUUUACCCCCCUUUUCUCCCCAAUUUCAAUCUUGUCUCAUCGCUGCAACUCCCCAACGGGCUCGGGAGAGUGCGUCCUCCCAAACAUGACCUGCCAAACCGCGCUUCUUAACACCCGCCCGCUUAACCCAGAAGCCAGCUGCCCCAAUGUGUCGGAGGAAACACUGCUCAACUGAUGACUGAAGUCAGCCUGCAGGCGCCCGGCCUCCCACAAGGAGUCGCUAGAGCGUGAUGAGCCAAGUAAAUCCCCCUCGGACGACGCUGGGCCAAUUGUGCGGCGCCUUAUGGGACUCUCAGUCACGGCCGGUUGUGACAGCCUGGGAUCGAACCCAGGUCUGUAGUGACACCUCAAGCACUGCGCCUUAGACCGCUGCACCACUCGGGAGGCCCUUAUAUGUAUUAUUUUUGAUUACUCUGUGCCUUCAUAUGUAGUUACGGCCCUGACAGUAACUUACCUCCAUUUUUAACGAUAAUGAAUAAAGAGAUCUUAUUGAUUGCCAGAAGGGAAAAUGUGUGUUUAGAACUAGUGCAGUGUCAUUUUUUUAAGAAGCAGCAGCUAUUCUUCCUGGGGUCCACACAAAACAUAGAACAUGACAAAAUACAGAACACUAAUGGACAGGAACAGCAACACAUUUAAACUAAAAACACUACGACUAAAGAACAAUAUGACUGUGAUGAGUGUGAUAGAAGGAGUCAGGCGCAGGAGGGUAAUCACCGAAUGCAAAGUUUAUUCCAUCGUACACAAAUAGCGCUGGAUAGCGACAAACGAAACAGGCACAGGGGAAAAUCUACCCUGGCAAUACAAGGUAACGGUAGCUCCAACAAUAACAGGCACAGGGGAAAUAUCUACCCCGGCAAUAACAAGGUAUGAGUAGCUCCACCAAGCUACACUACUCUCACGAACAAACAAUCACGCACAAGGACAAGGGGGGCAGAGGGAACACUUGUACAUGGACUAAUGAGGGGAUAUGAACCAGGUGUGUGUAAUUAACAAGACAAGACAAAUGGAAUGAUGAUAUAUGGAGCGGCAGUGGCUAGUAAGCCGGUGACGACGAACGCCGAAGCCUGCCCGAACAAGGAAGGGAGGCAGCCUUGGCGGAAGUCGUGACAACGACUAGACCUAUAAAAAAAAUGUUUUACAUUAAAAAGCUAUCAAUAGCUGUUUUUACUACCAUCUCUCUCGUGUUCUAGGGCAGUGGUUCCCAAAUUGUGGUCCGCAGAGGUACUGCAGGGGGUCCGCGGCAAGAUGUAAAAAAAAAAAAAAAACAUAUAUAAUAUUGCUAGCAACAACAGAUUAAACAAAUUUGGCCAAGGGGUCUAUGGAAGAAGUUUAAAGGGUGCAAUACAACACAAUACAAUGUAAUAUUAGAUAAUCUACAAUAGGGCUGUUCAAUUCCGGUCCUACUGUUUUUUGUUUCUACUGGGUACUAGGUAAUUGCACUCACCUGGUCUGAAGUCCCUUAUUAGAAGGAGAAGGAUGAAAACCAGAAGUGUUUCGGCCCUCCAGGACCGACAUUGAACAGCCCUGAUCUACAAUAUACCCUGCACAACAGGGCCUGGGAGACUCACAGGGAUCCACAGUUUUCCAUCAAUGAUCCAGUUUUCAACUCAAUACUUCUUGUAUUCCCAUUAUUAUUAUUUUUGAACAUAAAUGCACUGUAAUUUAAGCUUUAAAACUGCAAAAUUCUCUCUCUUCUCCAUGGGAAAAUGUGUAGAGUUGCAGGAAAUUAGCUUUAAAACUGUGUGGGGGGGCUUUAAAACGUUAUUUCACAAAUCAAAUCAAAUCAAAUGUAUUGGUCACAUACACAUGGUUAGCAGAUGGUAUUGCAAGUGUAGCGACAGGGUCCGAGACUUGAUUAGUCUGCCCAUGCACUGCAGCAAUCAUAGUAAAACUCCUUGUUUGCAAUUUUUUAUCACACUCUAAAGUCAGAGUUGUGUUCUGAUUUUGAGGGGGUCCCUGAUGAAUUUGUCAUCACAAAAGGGGUCCACGGCCCCAAAAAAGUUUGGGAACCUAUGUUCUAGGACAGUGGUUCCCAACCAGAGGUACUAGGACCCUUGGGGGUACUUGGCCUAUCUACAGGGGGUACUUGAGAAGACUCAUGAGACCAUAGGCCUUCUGGUAAAAUGCACAUAAGGGGGUACUUCAGGGGUACUCCGGGCAAAGCAGAAUUCAAUUGGUGGUACAGUAAACGAAAAAGGUUGGGAACCACUGUUCUAGGGAACUCGGUUGAGUCAAUUCAAGACUUGUGAUUUCAACAAAGCCCAGUAGAGGGACCCUAUCCCAAGCAGAACAAACAUUCACGUUCUCAUUUUCAAUACCUACAGCUCUCUCUGACCACUCACUAUGUUCCCAAUCUUAUGUUGAACACCCACUCCCCAGGAUUAUGUUGGACCAUUUUCCUUUCCGUUCUUUUCAUUUCUGUUCACACUUGUGUUUGUUUGUGCCUGAGGGUGUGACUGGUAGGCAUGUGAACUAGAGAAGACAAUGGAGUUUUUUGAAAUCCAGACGCACAAAGAGCCAUAGUGGUGCCAUAUGGGAGCUUCCUCUGCUCUGAACUUAACCCUGAACUCCAAACAAAUACAGAUGACAUAUUCAGCAUUUCUCCAUGGUGGCUCGCAUCCAUAUAGAAACCCUAGGUUGUCCAUGUAGACCUGUGGUCGUGUAUCUUUAAGUGUAUGAACAUGAUUUGAAACUUAGUCAUCUGAACAUGCAAAUUAUUGCAUGUGUCCAGCAGUAUUUGUUGUGUCACAGUAUGACUACACUCAUGUUUGUCGAUAUGCCCAAAAUUGGCUAAUGUAACACUUCCAAUGUGCCAAGUGUAAUGACACAUAUUCCAAAAUGAAUUUGUACAUUCAAUACAUAUCGAACAACAAUAGCUCAAGUGUGCUAAGGAAACAAUGUAUACUCAGGCACUGCACAACAUGCACCAGCAAAUCAACCAUAGUAGCAUACGCCACCACUGUGUAGUACUCAACUGAAAGGUAAACAAAGUAAAACCUGAUGAUUAAGUCAGAAGGCCCAUUCUGAAGGCUUUAAACUGGGCCGCCGAGGAGAAAAGCUCUGAAAGUGCCAGCGAGAGAAAGACACGGGCAGAGAUUUUUGAUGGAAACUAAAUUUAGACUGGCAUCUACUUCAAAUAGAAACCCUCCAUACAUAUUUAUGAAUGAAGGGAAGACUAUGGUCUCGGCGAUGGGAGUGGGGGAAGGAGAGAAAGAGGGAGCCCGAUUCACCUGAAAACCUAUUUUGAGAUAUUCUGCCUCUAUUCUCAGCAUGGAGAGGCUAUUUUUAGCAGUGCAGAGGCAGAAGCGAUUAUGCUGCAGAUGCACAAAUAGCCGUACAGUCAGUGUGUAGAAUCAGCCAGAGGAGGAAGAGAGAGAGGGAGCAAUUGCACAGUUAUUUUUAGGACACUACACACAACACAUUCUCACACUCUCACACACACGUAUAUACACGCACAGCUCCCCUCGCAAUGCCACCUUGUUCAAUGUACUCACGCUCAGUAUAUACACUAUGAGCGAAAUGCCCUAAUGUGCCUCAGAUUUGAACAGCCUGUUCUCUCUCUCUCUCUCUCUCUCUCUCUCUCUCUCUCUCUCUCUCUCUCUCUCUCUCUCUCUCUCUCUCUCUCUCUCUCUCUCUCUCUAUCUCUCUCUCUAUUUCUCUCUCCCCAUAUCUCUUUGCUUGUCUCAGCAUUGAACAGUCUGUGCUCCUACAUAGUAAUACAGAGUUCUUCAAUUCCGGUCCUGGAGGGCCGAAACACCUCUGUUUUUCAUCCUCUCCUUCUAAUCAGGGGCUAAUUCAGACCUGGGACACCAGGUGAGUGCAAUUAACUACCAGGUAGAAAUAAAAAACAGAAGUGUUUCGGCCCUCCAGGACCGGAAUUGAAGAACCCUGUAGUAAUACAUCAUAAUUUGGUGGAUGCUAAUAUUUGUCCUGUUUCACACAUGUACAAGUGUGUAUUAUACGCAUGUGUGAAUUGGUAAUGUGUUUUUUGCAUAUCCCAACUCCCCCUGAGACACCCUAGGAGAGUGGGGCCACGGCCAGUGUCUGCCCUGUCUCUCUCUGUGGCUACAUUAUCUAUAGUAUUCUGUGUCAUAUGAAUGGAGGAGGGCUUCUGCAUUGAUGACAUAACACACUGUAACAGACCAGCGUCUUGUCCUCAUGCAACAUCCCAGGGAAUGAAGUGGAUGGUGAAUUGAAUGGAGAGGCUACUGUAGCCAUUUUGACAUUAUAGAUUUUUGGCUUGCCUAUUGUUCUCUCAAUUUGACUUGUAUGUUUUUGGUUUUAAUCCUAAAACAGGUAUAUAAUAGAUUGUGUAGAUAUACAUUUUACUUACAUUUUAUAAAAUGUUACUAACAGAUAAUACAUUAAAUGUAUAAAUCGUGUUCCUGCAUAUAGACAUAGUACUUUAUGCUGUGAUGUAUUCAAUAUAACAGGUGUUUUGGCAAUCUAAUGUACUAUGACCACAAGAAUGUAUGAAGUAUGGACUGCAUCCAUCUGAAAUGAUCUAUUAUCUAUCAAUAUCCAUGUCUAUGCACCUGACUGCCAGCAAAGAAAUCCUUCCAGUGGGGUUCCCAAAGCAGGCAGAAAGUUUGAUUUUGCCAUGAAGCCACUGGAUCUACUGUUUUAUUGCUGUUUAAUAGCUCAUCGGACAAACAACAGAUGUUAUUGUUGUCUAAUUGCCUCACAGUGGUGGAAAAAGUACCCAAUUGUCAUACUUGAGGUAAAGUAAAGAUACUUUAACAGAAAAUGACUCAAGUAAAAGUGAAAGUCACCCAGUAAAAUGCUACUUGAAUAUAUUUAAGUAUCAAAAGUAAAUGUAAUUGCUAAAAUAGACUUAAGAAUCAAAAGUAAAAGUACAUUCCUUAUAUUAAGGAAACCAGACAGCACGAUUAUCUUGUUUUUUAAAUUUACGGAUAGCCAGGGGCACACUCCAACACUCAGACAUAAUUUACAAACAAAACAUUUGUGUUUAGUGAGUCCGCCAGAUCAGAUGCAGUAGGGAUGACCAGGGAUUUUCUCUUUAAGUGCGUGAAUUGGACAAUUGUCCUGUCCUGCUAAGCAUUCAAAAUGUAACAAGUACUUUUGGGUGUCAGGGAAAAUGUAGUAGUAAGUAGAAAGUACAUCAUUUUCUUAAGGAAUGUAGUGAAGUAAAAGUAGUCAAAAAUAUAAAUAAUAAAGUAAAGUACAGAUACCCCAAAAAACGACCUAAGUAGUACUUUAAAGUAUUUUUACUUAAGUACCUUACACCACUGUUGCCUCAUGUCAUCAGACGAGAGACAUCUCCGGGGAAAGUUCUAGCUCAGUUAGUUUCAAUUACAUAUUCCAUAACUGUUUUAGAAUGAUUGUUUUAUUUUUUCAUAUCACUCUGCACUAAUUAUUUGCAAAGGGAUGAGCUACAUCCAGUCUCUGUCUAAGAACUGCCACGGUUUCUACAACGGUUGUUUGCUAAAGCGCUGAUUUCUGCUCUGGAGUUCAUCAGAACCUGCAUACAAAGUGGAGCAACGCUUGGAUGUUAGCAGAGGUUGUGGGACUGUGGAUGUGGAUCAAGGUGGAAUUGCCUUAAUUGCUGGAGACGGACCAACCCCAUUGUGAUUGGGACACUCCACUCUACCUAAGUCUAUAGUCUAUACAUAGCACAACUCACAUGCUACCACAUCAAUACUGCAGGGCUAUUUUUAACUCCACCGAAUCCUACAUCACACUGACCUUGCAGCCCGAUCAAUGCGUGGCUGCAUCCCAGUUCCCUCUACUAUAGGCAGUGCAGUGCCGACUCUUGGCCGCGUCUCAAUAGUCUACAGUGCCUUCCUUAUCUCAUCUCCUUCCCUUUGUCUGUACAGAUCUGAAAACGCUCUGCUGGUGGAUGUGAUGGGGCAGAUAUGUAGUGUAGAAUUCAUUUGGGGAUCUCCUUUGAUCCACCUGUGUUUUUAAGAUCUGUUGCAGAUGAGGGGAGGAGACGAGGAGAGGAAGCCUCUUUAGACUAUUGAGGUGCAUUAUUAUCAAAGAGAACUGUUCAUGCAUGUCAACCUUGGCUACGCAUGGCAGAGAUGCAGUAAUCUUAAUCCAUAUGGAUGUGUUCAUAUCUAUAUGAAUUGCCUUAAAGAUGGUUUAUAGUUUAUAGAAUUGCGAUAAAGAUGGUUUAUAGUUUAUAGAAUUGCGAUAAAGAUGGUUUAUAGUUUAUAGGAGUCCUGGUAGCAGCUACCUCAGGCUGACCCUCGUCAGCAAACAGCCAGCUCCCACAGUCUGACCAGCCAACACCAUUCAGACACAGUGUUCUUCCUGAGUGCCAUUGAAAUGUUAUCUGACGUACCCAACUCCACAAUGCAUUACUUUAUGUUUUUGUUGCCCUCUUAACCACCAAUUUUUUCUUUCAUAUCAGGUUUAUUGGUGUGACUUGGAACAAUGAUGGGCUUUUUUUAAAUGCUGCCAUUUCCUGUGCUUUUGAUAAAUCACAUUCAUUGUUGAAAGGGUUUUGUGCGAUGAUUGACACCAUUUAUAUUUUUAGUUUGGGCUUUCUCAAAUGAACUCAAUUUGUUGAGAGGGGGUGGGGGAAGGGGGGCUUGAUGCCUUUGUCUGGUCUACCUGAGACCCGUUGGUGACGUUUGACUUGACAUCAGUCUCAAAGAAAAGUGCAUUGUUGUGAAUGAUUAAAAUAUUUUGUGUAUUGUGCGAUAACUGAAUGUGCAUGUGUGCUGUGUGCACAAGGUGUGUUCAAUUUAUUGAGUGAUGGAGCAUCAUUUGUGAAGUGGAUGAUUUUUGGAGUAUGAUUAUUACAAUGAUGAAUGAUAGGAAGAAAUUAGGGAGAACUGGAUUUUGAGAACAUUGAAUUGUUUUCUCAUCUUCCUCUUUGUCUCCCCCAUAGUUUUGAUGUUGAGAAUGGAUUGUCGGUGGGGCGCAGCCCUCUGGACCCCCAGGCCAGUCCCGGCUCCGGCCUUGUGCUCCAGGCCAAUUAUACCCAUAGCCAGCGCCGGGAGUCCUUCCUCUACCGCUCCGACUCUGACUUUGACCUAUCACCCAAGGCCCCCUCGAGGAACUCCUCCACUGCCAGUGAGCUGUAA